This is a messenger RNA of Macrobrachium nipponense, 14184 nucleotides long. RefSeq names its product E3 ubiquitin-protein ligase COP1-like. Gene Ontology annotation, molecular function: protein binding; ubiquitin protein ligase activity. Gene Ontology annotation, biological process: proteasome-mediated ubiquitin-dependent protein catabolic process. Bases 131 to 2086 code for a protein of 651 amino acids. Lineage: Eukaryota; Metazoa; Arthropoda; Malacostraca; Decapoda; Palaemonidae. The transcript is spliced from 2 exons. The record is from RefSeq and is a predicted model, not a curated record.
GAAUUUAACAUAUACAAUAUCUUUCAGGUUACUCACGUCUAGGUUGUGUGUGUAUUGGACGAGUUGUUGGAGACAGGGGUGGGACAGCGAUGGAUUAAUCGUAGAUUGCAGCCUUGGUUAACCUAGCAAUAUGGCAUCUGGCGAAACGACGCGCUUAGAUGGGUCUAACCUGCGUGUACCAGGGCGGGGUGGAAAGCGCCCUCAUCCUCCAGUAGUUAAUGGUAUAGAGUCCACUGAUGAGGAAAUAAACUCUGAUUACUUAUGUCCUGUUUGCUUGGACUUGAUUUCAGAGGCACACAUGACAAAAUGUGGUCACACAUUUUGCCGUGCGUGUCUCGUGCGCAGCAUUGAAUCAAGUAAACGGUGUCCAAAGUGUAACUUUGGUGUUGACAGUGUAGAUCAUAUAUUUCCUAACCAUACUGUGAACCAGCAGAUACUGAAACAGAGACGUAUUUCUGACCUACAAGUGGCUUUUGCAAAAAGAAAUAAAAGUGCAGCACUUAGUGAGUUAAGAAAUUAUUUAAGUUUUGACUCCUCUUUCUUUGGGUUAAGUGAUAUAUCCCAGAUUAUAUCUAUUUUGCAAGAAAAGAAGGACCAACUGGAAGCAACAUCACUGAGAAACAAGUAUGAUUUGAUGAAAGAUUUUCUUGCUGAGUUGCGUAAACAUAAGGAGGAACAGUUGGCAACUAUCAGCAGGGAACUGAAACUGAUAAACCGGGACAUGUCGGGUGUACAGACAACCCUAGAAAAUAUGACACCUUACAGUGGAAACAUGAACAAUUGUGGCAGUAAUGUUCCAAAUUCUCACGGAGUCUUCUUGAAAGAGAUUCUUGAUGAAGAUUGCCCAAGGACAUCCAAUGGAACUAGGGAUAAUCAGGCACUUGCCAAAGUGGAGGAAGGUUUCAAUGUACCCUUAUUUCAACAAAAUUUUCCUGAAAGUUCAACCUUAGACUCUAAAAGGAAGCGCAUGCAUCUCCAUUUUGAUGAGUUAGUGGACCGUUAUUUCAGUAUGCGUGUUCCAGGUUUUAGUGAUGCUGGUGUGGGUGAGGAUGAAGGAAAUGGUCUAGAGGAAUUUGGUGAGUGCAUUAGUAAGUUCACCCAGUACAGUGCCAUGCGACCAUUAGCUACUAUAAAUUAUAACUGUGAUAUGUUUCAUCAGUCCAGUAACAUUGCUUCUAGUAUAGAAUUUGAUAAAGACAGUGAGUUUUUUGCUGUUGCAGGAUUGACUAAAAAAAUACGCAUCUAUGAUUAUGGGACAGUGAUAAGGGACACAGUGGAUUUACAUUAUCCAUGUUCAGAAAUGGUGUGUCAGUCUAAGAUUAGUUGUGUCAGUUGGAGCAGUUAUAUGAAGAACAUGUUAGCCAGUAGUGAUUAUGAUGGCACUGUGACUGUUUGGGAUGCUUUUACGCAUCAGAGACUUCAUGUGUUCCCAGAACAUGAGAAAAGGUGCUGGAGUGUCGAUUUUAAUAAAAUGGAUACGAAACUUAUAGCGUCAGGCAGUGAUGAUCAUAAAGUAAAAUUGUGGUCUUUAGACAGGGAAAGAUCCCUAACAUCCUUGGAAGCUAAAGCUAAUGUGUGCUGUGUCCAAUUUAAUCCAUCCAGUAGGUAUCACUUGGCUUUUGGGUCAGCUGAUCAUUGUGUUCAUUACUAUGAUCUGAGAAACAUGAAGGAAGCUAUUAAAGUGUUCAAGGGUCACCGGAAAGCAGUGUCUUAUGUUAAGUUUGUGUCAAGUGAGGACAUUGUGUCGGCUUCAACAGACAGUCAGUUGAAAAUCUGGAAUGUAAAUAAAUCCCACUGUGUGCGAUCACUUCAAGGACACACAAACGAAAAGAACUUUGUUGGGUUAGCGACAGACGGUGAGUAUGUGGCUUGUGGCUCUGAAAAUAACUCCCUCUAUGUUUAUUACAAAGGGCUUUCCAAGGAGCUGUUUAGCCUCAAGUUUGAUCAGAGGAAAUGGGUUCUUGAUCCUGAGCAAAAUGAAGAAGAGUCUUCAUUAUUUGUCUCAGCUGUCUGUUGGAGGAAAGGUUCAAACAUUAUUGCAGCUGGAAAUAGUAAAGGGAUAAUCAAAAUUUUGCAAAUGGUGUAGUAUUUUUAACAUAUUUCGUUAAAAGAUUAUGAUUGUGUUAUUUUGUUAUACUAAAGUUCUGGUUUGGACUUGACUGACCACUACAUAAUAUAUGCCACUCUAGUGUGAUAACUGAAAGAAGGUUUUUUGAUAUUUUGCUGUAGUUGUAACUAGUAUGAUUUACUUUUAUCAUUAGGUUAACAAAGGUAUGUAGUGUUUAGUGACCAUUCAGAUAUGAUUAUGAUCAGUUCAGAAGGAAAUAUUUGUCAUAAGUCCAGGGUUCUUAAUCUUAUUUUCAGUUUCAGAAGCAUAUUGAUAUGUGAAGUAUGUUUUCUUAGAAACAUAGUUCUCGCAUAAUUCUUCUGGUAAUGAUUUUUUAAUAUGUAUAAAGUUUAGGGCUUUCAGUCUUUUUUUCUGUCUUUGCCUAGAUAUUCAGAAAUUGUUCUUUGAAAGGAAUAGAGCUGAAAGAUACGUGUUGCAUAAACUGUGGGAUUUGAGGCUAUUUGGAAAAGUUUUUCAGUCCAAAAGAAACUGCAGUACAGUAACUGCCUUUUUUAUAUCCAAAGUAUAGAUAUUAUUUAAAUUGCUUGUAGUUCAUUACAUAAUUCUUCAAGUCCCUCUUUUUUUUUCUCUUUUUUUUUCCUUCAAAAUAUAAAACAUAGAUUGUCCAAGUGUUAUAGAAAAUGCAAGUGUAGUUUUAUGUUAUAUUCAGAAAUUACUUAUUUUUGUUGGGGCUGUAGAGAAGGAAGAUGCUGGAAUUUAGUUUACCUUUUUAGUGAAUAGGGAAAUACUUUAUACCUAUUGAUUGAGAAUAUUAAUAAAUUGCAUUCUAUCAUUGAUACAUAUAUAUAAAUAGAUAUUUAACAGAUGUUUUAUUAUAUUUUAUAUGGUAUCUGAAGACCAGAGUGUCUGUGCAAAGUUUGAAGAAAGUGUAAUUCUAUUUCUUUUCCCUUUGUUUAAUUGUGAUUUGUACUGAAUGUUUUUGUUUCCAUUUUUCAAGCCUUGACUUUUAUAGAGGCUUGUUGAAAAAAUAUGGGAAAUUUUGCUUGGGAAUUUACCAUAUAGUAUAGUAGUGUACAAUAUACCAUCAUCAUUGUGCUGUACAUUGACAUCGGUACAUAGUUUUUGCCACUUUUAAAUUAUGAUAAUUUGAGGUGAAUGAAGAUGUUAUUUAUCCACAGGUGCAUUUUAUUUUUUUUUCCAUUUAUACAAAAAUAUUAUCAAGGCUUUACUAAUGUUAUGAAUGGUUAUAUGAUGCAAUGAAAAUUGCUUAUUUGGUAUUUAACGAGAUUAUGAUAUUUUAUUAAUGUGAAAUUUUGUAUAAGUAACUUACCAGGUAAUUACAUAACCAAGUUUCUAACUCGCAUGGCAGCUUAAAAUUGAAAUUCGCAAAAAAUUGAAAUUCGCAAUAGCACUUUUUUUUUUCCCCGUGUAGGAGACAAUGCCUCGUCUACUUUCGGGGAAGGCUGGAUACACCACAACUGAAUAGCUCAAUUUGUUUCUGCCAGUCAACGACUGAACAUUCAGCCAUCCUAAGCAGCUUUCUUUUGGAAUUGAUUACUAGAUGGUCCCUUGGUGUCUCUGUUCGGUGAUGUACUAGGUUAUUUUUUGGUAGCCUCCUUGUAAUUUUAAAUAGCUUAGACUAGACUUUAUUGUGACUUCUUGAUGUUGACUACUCGUGAUUGUGUCUGACACUAGUAGUUCUAGUAUUAGGUUUUCCAGGAAAGCUGCAAGACUAGUAUGACUAAAGUGUCAUGACUCAUACAAUUUGCACCAAUUAUAAGGGACAGACCUGUUCAGUUAUUUUGACAUGUCAAGAAUGUAAGGACUGGGAUCAGGGAAAAUGAAAGACCCUUAAGGCACAAUUGGAUAAGAACGUGACAGGAAAGGGAAGGCAGCUUUUAGAGCUGAGGCUACGAAUGUAUCUACCAUGCAGAGUUCUGCUAAAUCGGACUUGGUCGAUGCAUCUGUUCUGUCAUCCACCUUUUCAGCCUUUUUCCCCCAACCAGUCCUCCGACUAUUCCAAUGUCUCCCUUGCCAGGCCCUCAUGUUUCUUAACCCAAUGCCAUUGCCAGCCUUGAAGCACAUGUAGUUCAGAAGUUUGGGCUCAUAAUAAAUAUACUAUGGAACAAAGUGCCUCAGUGAAAGUCCUUAUGGACAAAUAUAAUGUUCCUAGUGUUAUUGUUAGUGCGAGUGCAGUGUUUGUGGAGGUGGUGUCUUAUAUGUCCUGCUGACGCUGCUAAACAAAGGUCCCUGUCAGACUCCCAUGCACUAGGGAGGAAGCUUACUAGUAGUUCAAGGAAAGUCGGUGGGGUUUUCCCACGGGUAGGCGCCUCCUCAGCUGACCCUGUUGUACAGUCCCAGGAGUUGGCGAACAGCCAUUGGAAAGAUGUCUGAGAACCAGUGCAUGAUGUUUCCUCUGAAUCUUCGAGUUCAGAAGUGGACAGUAGGUGCCAAAGGCACUAUUAUGAAGGUUCACGCUCUUUGAAGAAGUGAGUUACGGACCCUGCAAACGUAGCAAAGAUAUGGAAUGCAGUCCUUUAUCUUUAUGAAGUUUUUGGGAAGUCCAGAACACACUUCUCCAGAACAUUAUUUGUUGUCUCCUAAGCACUCCUUUACUGCCAAGAGGUGCUCUCAUUUGGCUUCUAAGCGCUCUUUGGAUUCCUACCACCCAUCCACAGUUUGCAGCAACAAUAGAACCCCCAGUGCCCAUCUAUUAAGUGCCCACUGCCAGCUCCUAAGUGCCAGACACCAGCCCCGACUUAUCUGGCACCAACUGGAAUGUGCUGCUCAAGCAUCGAGUGCCCAGAUUUGUCUUAUUCUUUACCAACAUUGUCCACUAUGCCUCAUGGCUCUUCCUUGGAUCCCAUUCAAUGGCUUUUAGACAAUAUUAUGGGCUUGCUCAAGAAGAAUUCUUCAGCUACUGAGAACCCUACCAACUUUGGUCUUUUUGUAAUCUCCUCGAAUGAAGAGUUCUUUGUUCAACCACCUGCUAGACCUUUUGCUAGCUUGCUAAGAUAUUUCUUAGUAGUGUUCCUGUCCUUUUUCACUCCGGCAACUCAGGCUUCUCCUGCUUUUGGUUUUUUCAUAUGAGGAAUCAGCAGAUGGAAUCUUCCAAGCUUCCCAAAAUGGUGUUGCCCUCUUCCUCUAGAAAAGCCUUGUGGAAAGUUGACAUUUGGCUCUGACGAGAGAGCAAGGUAAGGUGUCCUACACUCCCUCAUGUUUAGUGAGCAUGAGAUAUAAUUCUUACGCUACUGGAGAAGUAUCUUCCCUGGGGAUAGCUGCCUCUUCCCAGGAGGACUUUUCAUGCUUAAUUUAGCCUUCAUCAAGAUGCUUGGUCUUUUCCUCGGAUAAAAUUAUGUUCUUGGCCACAGAAGUAGACCACUUUGUGAAGAAUAUCUUCUGGACUUUUAAAGUUCUCAGUUUUUAGGUUGGACAAUUUGGGCGCUGGCUGAGAAAAUAGAGGACUGUGUAGACCUUUCAGAAGAACUGUCAGCAGAUUGGUUGGGUGCCCUCUCUUGUGUUGAUAAAGCCAUUAGGGAUGGCUCUAUGGAAUUGGCCUCAUUGUUUGCGAAUGGAAUACUCAAGAAGGGGACACUUUGGUGUUCAUUCACCUCUAAAGGAGUGACUGUCUCACAGAAGUCUGCACUUCUGUUUUCCUCCCUAGAUCGCAACCACUUGUUCCCUCAAUCUUUACUGUGCAAGAGAUAGCGUCAUAACUUCAGAAAAAAUCCAUCCAGGAUUUGUUGGUGCAGUCAGCCAAGCACCCUAAGGAUUCAUUGACCUUCCAAGGGAAGUCAGCAUCACCUACAACUACAUCCCUUUCAGGGUAAAAGAGCGAUUGACAUGCCCUGCCAAAAGAACCUCUACAAGAAAUCUCUCUCAGAAGUGAAAGCACUGUCCUCCGUGUCCCAGUGCGAGCAAGGUUCUCCCAUUUUUGGUGAGAAUGGGAAGCCAAAGGCGUUGAUCAGUGGGUGUCACUGGUAUUAACCCUUAAAUGCCGAAGUGGUAUUUUAAAAAUCGUCUCCCGUAUGCCGGCGGCGUUCGCGAUUGAGCGCUGAAGCAGAAAAAAUGUUUUUUUCAAAAAAUCACAGCACGCUUAGUUUUCAAGAUUAAGAGUUCAUUUUUGGCUCCUUUUUUGUCAUUGCCUGAAGUUUAGUAUGCAACCAUCAGAAAUUAAAAAAAAUAUCAUUAUCAUAUAUAAAUAUUGUGAUAUAUGACAGCGCAAAAAAAAAUUUCAUAUAUAAUUGUAUACAAAUCGUGCUGUGAGCAAAACGGUUAAAGCUAACGAGUUAAUUUUUUUCCGUUGUAUUGUACACUAAAUUGCGAUCAUUUUGGUAUACAACACAUUGUAAAACAAUCAAGGCACACAGAGAAAAUAUUAUCACAAAAUGAUGCCUGAAUUCGUAACACGCCGACAUGAAAAAAAAGCUGUUUUCAAAAAUUCACCAUAAAUCGAAAUAUUGUGCUAGAGACUUCCCGUUUGUUGCAAAGUAAAGGUAAUUGAUUGAAUAUUACUAGACUGUAAGUGUUGUAGCUUACAAUUGCAGUUUUCGAUCAUUUCGGAGAGUUAAAGUUGACCGAAGAAUGAAUUUUUUCUAUUUAUCGUUAUUUAUAUGAAAAUAUUUCAAAACUGAAAAAAGCUACAACCAUAGGUUGUUUUUUGUUGUAUUAUACAUGAAAUUGCGCGCAUUUUCAUAUAUAAAGCUUUAUGUAACGGCUAAUUUAAAAUGGUGCAAACAUUACGAGUUUUAGCUUACAAUUGCGUUUUUCGACCAUUUCGGUCAAGUCAAAUUGACCGAAGGUUGAAAUUUUGGCACUUAUCGGUAUUAUAUGAAAAUAUUUCAAAACUGAUAAAAGCUACAACCAUGGGUUGUUUUUAGUUGUAUUCUACAUGAAAUUGCACACAUUUCUAUAUAUAAAACUUUAUGUAACGGCUAAUUUAAAAUGGUGCAAACAUUACGACAAUCGGACGAAAAAAUUUAUGAUUUUUUCGGAAGAGUUAUUGUGCGGAUGUAAGGAAAAAGUUUUUUCAUAAAUUCACCAUAAAUCGAAAUAUUGUGCUAGAGACUUCCAAUUUAUUGCAAAAUGAAGGUAAAUGAUUGAAUAUUACUUGAAUAUAAGAGUUUUAGCUUAUAAUUGUGUUUUUCAACCAUUUCGGUAGUCAAAGUUGACCGAAGGUUGAAAUUUUGGCACAUCGUUAUUUAUAUAAAAAUAUUUCAAAACGGAUAAAAGCUACAACCAUGAGUUAUUUUUUGUUGUUGUAUUCUACAUGAAAUUGCGCACAUUUUCAUAAAUAAUACUCCAUGUAACGGCUAAUAUAAAAUGGUGCAAAAAUUAUGUCAAAGUGACGAAAUAAUUUCAGAGAUGUGUCGCUGAUACUUUUUAGUGCGAGAAGAAAGAAAUUCGCGCUUGCGCGCCUGAGUAACAAUUGUAAACAAAACAACGCCUUGAUCCGUGAGCCUACAGCAUCCCCCAAGGCAUGUGAUUCAAAAGUUUUUGCCUAGUAGGCCUAUAAGUAUUUUUCCAUGAAUUUUUAAAAAGACUUUUAUAUCGACGUACCAUACAUCCAAUCGGCACCCAACAGACAAUUUAUAUCGACGUUUAAUACUUCCAAUCGGCGUUAAAGGGUUAAGAGAAGGAUACUCCUUUCCAUUGAGGGAGAAUCCUCUUUCUGUUUCAGAGCCCGUAACAAAUGACCAGCAAAAUUUGUCUGGUUGUUUGUUUUUAUGGUACUGUGCCCAGGGCAAGGGCACUCCUUUAUGGCUUUGUAGCCAAUGGACAACUUGAGCUACAUAACUUGUAUGCACUUUUUAUCAUUCAGAAUACGUACUACUUUGCUACAUCGCCCCCACUAAGUUGAGGCACCCAAUGGCCAUAUAGUCACGUCACUACAGUUAAGAUGAGUGCCAACCAGGGGCACUAUCUUCUUGCAGCAGCUCUCUCAACAGGUAAGGGUACAUCAAAGCACUUUCACAAGUACUCAGGUUUUCAUCCCAGUUCUUGAUUAUUAACUUACAAAUGUAGGGAUUUUCACUAUGUUCAUUCAUCCCACUGCCUUUCAAUGUGGGAUUUAGCUAUAUAGAUACUUGGUAAGUUACUUAUAUAAAAAUGGCAUUUUUAUAAAAAUUAGGUUUUAUUAUAUAUACUUACAUAUAUAUACUUACUAAUUAAUUACAGAAUCAAAGCCCUCCCUUCUCCCCUCUUAUGGGCUCAGUGCAUAAACAAAUUGAGCUAUGCAGCUGUUUUGUACACGUCCUUCCCCAAAAAGUGGGCAGAGCAUUGUCUACGACACAAACGAAAAGACUUGCUACUGUGAAUUUCAAUUUUUAGGUUCUGCAGAAGUUAGAAACUUAGCUGUGUAAUUACUUGGUAAGUGUAUAUAUAUAUAUAUAACUUUAAUUUAUUAUAAAAAUGUCAUUUAUUGAAAAUAUUUCUGCCAUAAAACUAAAGAUUAUGAUAAGUUUGAAAGUCCUUUUUGAUAUUCAUGGGGUUACAUAUACAUCAUAAUGAUCGUAAAUUGUUCAGAAUGUAUCCAGCCUACCAGUUUUGUUACAUUACUUUUCAUAUAUAUGAUUAAAGAUUAACAUAGAAUGUUUAAAAUUAUUUACUGACAGAUACAGUGAAGUAUGACUCAUCAUUCUUAAGUUAUCUUAUUUCAUAUCUUCGGAAUAAACCAGAGAUAUCUUUUAAUACAGUCACAUUUUAAGCUUUUAGAAAUCCUAAAGGAUGAUGUUCUUAGAUAAUGAGCAUAACUUGAGAAGCAUUGUAUUGUAAGUAUAAUUUUUUAAACGAAUCUUGCCUCUCCAUUAUAAAGCUUUUACUUUCACGCCAGCGAUAGUAAAAGCUAUUCAGCACAAUGGAGUGGUAAGUAUUUAGAAAAUAAAUUAAAUUAUUUAUAUACUUUGGAUGUUUUGUAGAGGAAUGAAAUACCAGAAACGUUCAAGACAUUAUGACAUUAUGCAGUUCAACUUCUUGUAGAUGUGAUCAUAGCAGUGUUAUAGUAGUAUAUACUAGUGUCAGAUUUGAUUUUCCCAAGAUCAUUCACAUCGUACUGUAUUUGUAUAUACAGUGGUCUUUCGGCUGUGUACCAUUAAGUAAUCACUCAGUGUUUGGUACAGUUUACUUUUCACCAAAUAUGUACUUAGUUCUUAUGCCUCAUAAAAAUCUCUUCAUUGAUUGCUGAUUGCUUAGAAUAUCAGAUAAUCUCCACUUCAUAAGAGGGAAGAGAAUGAAUUAUCAUUUUACCACGAACAAUUAAUAGAUGUUUAUUACUAUUCAAUUUGCAUCCAGAUUAUUCAUUAGGGUGCCCCAAGAAUUGAAAGAUGUGUACUUGGAUAUAUUUAUGAGGAAAAUACAGAUAGCUGUGAUAAAGAACAAGAUAUUCAAGAAAAUUAGAAAUUUGUUACCUUGAGGAACUGCUGAUUUUUCCAAGAGAUUAUUGGUUGUAGAAGGUGUAUCAUGGAAAUUAUUAUUUUUUCCAAAUUCUUUCCAAAUAAAAAAUACUAUCUCCAAAUUAAUUUUUAGAAAUGAAAAGAGCUAGUGUCUUGUCCUGUUCAGAGUAGAAAAUGUAAGAAUAGGGGCACAGAAUCUGAAGUAUUUUCUGGUGACUUAAGUUUUAUUGAAAGUUUCAAAAGAUUGGUAAUGGAUUUCAUAAUGUAGAUCAGUUGAUGUAACUAGGUUUUCUGCAUAUACAGCUUUUACCAAGUGAUGCAUUGAUAGAAGCAAAUUUAAUCCAUAAACAAUUUUGUAAUGUUGCCUACUAUUCCUCUCCAAAAGCAGUUUCUUAAUAGUGCCUAAAAAAUAGUCAACUGUUUUAUUGUCUUUAGCGUUAACUGCCGAUUAACCUUUAAUAAUUGUAAUUACUUCAAACCUGUGCAAACAAAUUGUUUGGACUUUGGGUACUUACCCUAAAUUUUGUACUAAAGUUUUCCAUUUGGUUUUUAAGUUUUUUAAAUCUGCUAGGUUAUGAUAGCAGCUCUAAAGAAUGUUUACAAGAUAUAGAAUGUUAACUAGUGCUCUUGAUGUAUCAUUAUGCAUAUUGCAGAAUUGCUUUGCACUGUUUCUCGUUCAUUUUAUUGGUUUGAAUGUAACAUCAUAUAUAUGGGCAUCAUGUCAUGUAUGAUAUAGGAAUAAUAAUGUCUUUCAUGACAUGUGGAGCACAUUAUGCACUAAAGUUUUUUGUUUUUAUCUGCCAGCUUCUCUCUCUCUUGAUCUCUGAUGAGGAUUUUGCCUUCAAAAAACAUCAUGACAUAGCUGAAGCAAAAAGAAGUAACAUGAAUUUUACCAACAGUGCAAAGAAUAAGUGCUUGUGUUCAUAUUGAACUUGAACUGUAUUCUAUUAUUUUUUCAUGAAGAAAAAUGAUGUUAUUAGGAUAAGUACGUACCUUGAAAUGUCGUGAUUGAUAAAAGCUGAAUAUUUUUUUAUUAAGAUGCAGUACUUUUGGUGUGGUAUUUUUGUGCUUGUAUGUGUAUAUGUAGUGUGUGUGUAUACUAUCUGUAUUAGGCAGUGCAAACAGACAUAUUGUGUUUAUGCUUUGUGUAUAUAUGUAUGUAUGUGCUUGGCAAGGUCCCUAAGAUGUCAGGAGUUAUUUUAUAAAUUUCCAGUUAAACUAACAGAAUUCACCAGUUAAACAGAGCUUGUGGUAACUUUCAUAACAGCAUCUCUCCAUUUCAUGAUUAGUGGUCUGGGUGAAUUACUUUAAAAUAGUUUUGAAUUCUGUAAGUCUUACUGUAAGGGGUUCCAUGUAGUACUUCAUAUCUUCAGCUGUUUACAGAAAGUCUGGUAUUUUGGUUAUACCAGGAAUUUGAAAUCUGCUAAAUCUAGCAAAACUACUGGUUCCUAUCUUGCAUAUUAAAAUAAAUCUUGUAAUACAUAGACUGAAGUACAUGGUAUCCUCAUGUUUAAAUGAGAGCAUUUCUUUUAUUCGCAAGUCUGGGAUUCCUUUGUAAGGGGAAUGAAGAUAAUAGAGGUACACUCCAUUCAGACCUUCUCAGGUUGGAAGCCAGUUUUUAUUUAUUUGUUUUUUACUGAAUUAUCAAAAUGAAGAAUACCAUAGUUGUCACGCCAGAGUAGUUGCAAAGUUUAGGGUUGACUUAUUCAAGGCCUGGUAGGCUUGAUGGGUCAUGAAGGUAGAUGUCCUGUAAAAGGGUUAUUGCUCUUCUUUCUUAGUGACAACUCCAUUUCUUUCUCUGUUACUGGCAGAGUUUGAGCUCUGUUUUUGGUAGUAAGAGAAGUUCAUCCUUUGUUUUCAGGCUUCUACAGCUGCCAAUUUGUGGUUGUGAAAGCUUUAGGUUCUUGAGUCUCAUGCCUUUAAAGAUUGAGAUGAUGGACUCCAAGAAAAUUCUUUGGGAUUGUGAUACCAAGAAAUAAACUAUCUUAGCAUUUCUUGACCUAUCAGAUGCAAAACAAUAGUGAUGUAUUAUAUAAAUACAUCACUCACUUAAGUUUUAAAUAUGAAUUAUAUAUGAAUGCAUUAGUUGAAUGGUUAAAUCUGGAAUGCAAACUUGACCUCAUAGGAGUGAAAAAAUCAAAAGUUUUUAAAUUUCUUUGGUUUUAUCAGUCAUUAAAGCUGUUCUCCUGGCAGUUUGUGUGGCAUUUCUGAAAAUGAAAAAGGUAACAAUGGUUAUAUCUGAGCUUUCUUAGAGUAAGGUUUGAAAUUCUUUUACCGGCGUCUGAAAUUGUUUCUUAAGAGACUGCUGGUAUUUUGCCUGUUUGCCUAAUGAUUCUUGAUAAAUUUCUGAAUUGUAUUGGAUUACUAGAAAAACUGGUGUGUGAAUGACUUUCACAAUGGUCAUGCUUUUGGGUAAAAGAGAAGGAAACAAAAUGCAAGGGAUCAUCUGUAAAGAAUGUAGGAAUAAGGCUCCGUUGGCUGGAGUUUUGAGACAGAAGUGCUGGAUGAUUUUGUUACUCUACCACCACAAUGAUAGUCCCUUUUGUGGUAUGGUGACUUUCUUUUCUUUCAGGACCAAGCUUUGGAACUCCCCUCUUUUGGUUUCUUUUUCCUUGACCCUAAUAUUCUCCCAUGUUUCAAGAGAGUGAGGCAUCACCUGAUUUGGCUUAAGUUUUACUUUAAUUCGGUUACUGCUAGUCCUUGGCUAGUUUAGUUACCUGCUCUUUUGGUCUGGACAGUAAAAAAGUAAAUUAAGAAAGGCUAGUUUUGUGUUAAUUAGCAUUUUUAAAAGGUCCUCAGUGAAAGUUUAUCGUAAAGGAUGUUAACUUUUGAAUUCCUGAGUUAUCUUCAUGGAAAUUUGGACAGCCAAUCCUCGAAGUGGGCUGCGGUAUGCAGAAGCAGCCAGUAUUCCUCACUUGAUUGGAAAAAAAAAUGGUUCACUUUACUUUGUAUACCAUUUUCUUGCUCUCUCGUGUGAGUAAAGCUUUAUAUGUCUAGAUUUCAUCAUCUCGGUAAACCCUGUAUCUCAACCGUAAGUUUGAUUUUUUGUUGGUGUCAGAUUUUAUCAAAAUAUGGAGUAAAUGUUUUGACUUUGAAAAUUCUUGGGGAGAACUUUUAAAUUUGUAUAUGAAGUUUUAUUAAUACAACAAUUAGGCCAACAUUCCUUGGGAUUGCCUGUGGUUCAUUUAGAAUGACUGCCCAUCAGUAAAUUUAUCAAGUUCAGAAGCUUAAUGGUACUACCAUGGAUGGAUUAGUAUCAAGCAAACUCACAUACAUGUAUACAUACGUAUAGGCUCAAUUUUUAACAAGAAUAGUUUUUGCCUAGGUGUUAAGUGUGUGUAUGCAGCAAAUACUGCUUAUGCACAACAUUGUAUUUAUAUAGUAUAAGGUAUUGUGUCAUCAUGCUAGCUUGUCAGUUUCACUGUAUAUAUUUAAUGUAUACGUAUAACUGUUUAGCAAAAAAGUGUGCGUUCAAGACCUAAAUAUGCAUGCUGUAUACUGUAUUUUAUGCAUUAUAGCAUACAUUGUUGUGGAUUUAAUGAAAUUUGGAUAGUUUCAUUUGCACUUGCUUCAGUUUAACAGAAGUAUUAGCAGAGUUUUAUAUUUCCAAAGUUCAUUGUUGUGUGAAAUUUAUUUUCCAACCACUUUGGCAUAGAGCAUAUAUUACAGUAAGAUAAUCUUAGGUUUUGCACUGCCAAUACUCAUCAGUACAAAAACAGAGUUUUUUGAGGAAUGUUGGAGGUUUGUCUGCACAAACCAAUCUGGCCAGCCCUUUUAAAAUUAAGAACUUCAAAUCAGUGGGCUGGUUAAACAACUGUAAUAAUUGUAACAAUAAUAAUAAUAAUAAUAAUGUUAAAAAAUCCACAAUUAUAUAUUAAAAUAUAUUUCUAUGUAAAAAACAAAGACUUUCGAACACCUGAAUGGUGUGCCUCAUCAAUGUAGACAUUUUAAUGCCUACACUGAUGAGGAAAACCAUUCAGGUGUUCGAAAGUCUUUGUUUUUUACAUAGAAAUAUAUUUUAAUAUAGUAUAAUUGUGGAUUUUUUAACAAUUUGUUCAUCACGAGACUGAAUUUCUUAACAUUAAUAAUUAUGAUAAUUAUUAUAAUAAUAAUAAUGAUGAUAAUUUUUAUAGCCAGUGUAAUAAAUCUAAUCUGUCUUUUAGUAAAUAUAGGUGGCAAAGUAAAGGUGAUCAUAAUGUUUUUAUGAGAUAUUGCUUUUGGCAAUAUCAUGUUUUACUGAUAAACUAAACUGUGUUCUUGUACAGUGUGUCAAGUGUCAAGGUGUACUGGUAAGUGUUAAUGUUUAUAAACAUCCUGUUUUAUAUGAUAAAGUGUCAAAUAGUAGAUUUAUAAUGUUUUCAGUGAUAUGAAAUUUUUUGUAUGAUGUAGAUUACCAAGUAGGUACUGUAUUGUAACUGUACUUGGUUGCAGGUCAAAUAUUAGUUAAUGUAACUAUACGUAUAGAGAGUGGUACUUGGGGCAUGCGGUAAUUAUUUGUUCAUGUUACUGAAAGUUGUUAUAUAGUUUAUAGUGCUUUUGUGUAUUGUAGUACUGUACUUUUAGGUCUGCAUUACAAGAGACAAGCCUCAACUAAUGCUUAUUUAUGGUAUAGUUUUGAGAUGUGUUUCAGGGAUAUAUAUUCGUUCGAUAUUUUAAUUUUUUCAUCGCUGUAACUCUGCUUAUGUAUAGAAUUAGAUCUUUGGUUAGAAUAAAGUUGUUCAUUUA